This is a messenger RNA of Oncorhynchus nerka (sockeye salmon), 2358 nucleotides long. It is a transcript of the gene gng3, whose product is annotated as guanine nucleotide binding protein (G protein), gamma 3. Gene Ontology annotation, molecular function: G-protein beta-subunit binding. Gene Ontology annotation, biological process: G protein-coupled receptor signaling pathway. The transcript is spliced from 3 exons. Gene Ontology annotation, cellular component: heterotrimeric G-protein complex. Bases 186 to 413 code for a protein of 75 amino acids. Lineage: Eukaryota; Metazoa; Chordata; Actinopteri; Salmoniformes; Salmonidae. The record is from RefSeq and is a predicted model, not a curated record.
GUCUGAUGUUCAUUGUAGCAGAAUUGCAGUGCACUGGACUGUACAGAACAGUGUAGCAUACACUGUCUAUGAGGGGUGGGGUUCAGCUACACUAAAAUCACAAACACAGGCAGAUAGAGGGUGAGAGAGCGAGAGGGAGAGAAGAGGAGGGAGAGAAAGCACCUGAAGAGGAAUUACAACAAGGGAUGAAAGGAGACACCCCAGUGAACAGCACCAUGAGUGUCGGCCAAGCCAGGAAGCUGGUGGAGCAAUUGAAGAUUGAAGCCAGUUUCUGCAGGAUCAAGGUAUCAAAGGCAGCUGCAGACCUGAUGGCAUACUGUGAUGCCCACGCUAUUGAGGACCCCCUCAUCACCCCUGUGCCCACCUCGGAGAACCCAUUCAGGGAGAAGAAGUUCUUCUGUGCACUCCUUUGAGACAAACCACAGGAUGGUUGGGAAAAAUACUGUCCAGAUAGAACAUAACGUGCACUGAGUAUACCAAACAUUAGGAACAUCUUCCUAAUAUUGAGUUGCACGCACCCACCCCCUGCACUCAGAACAGCCUUAAUUCAUCAGGGAAUGGACUCUACAAGGUGUCGAAAGCAUUCCCCACAGAUGCUGGCCCAUGUUGACUACAAUGCUUUCCAGAGUUGUGUCAAGUUGGUUUGAUGUCCUUCGGAUAGUGGACCACUCUUAAUACACACACGAAACUGUUGAGCGUGAAAAACCCAACAGCGUUGCAGUUCUUGACACAAACUGGUGUGCAUGGCACCUACUACCAUAUCCAGUUCAAAGGCACUUUUUGUCUUGCCCUUUGACCUUCUAAAUGGCAUACAUACACAAUCUAUGUCUCAAUUAUCUCUUUAACCGGUCUCGUCCCCUUCAUCUACACACGGAUUUAACAAGUGACAUCAACAUGGGAUCAUAGCCUUCACCUGGUCAGUCUGUCAUGGAAAGAGCAGGUGUUCUUAAUGUUUUGUAUACUCAGUGUAUGUACAUGCAUUCACCACAUACACAAAGCUAAAUAUAACUUAUUCAUGUAGCCUGCUUUAUCUUAUGAAAGGCUGCAGAUGUACAUAUCCUCCUAAGUAAAAUCAAGACUAAUUCAACCAAAAUUUACAUUUAGAUCUACAUAAACCAUUAAAAUAUAUUUGGAGUUAUGCGUAUACAUACCUAAAACACAUCGAAGCUUAUAGAAUCAUGAACUGUAGCACAACAUAAAAGUGGAUAUACAUACAAUAUGUAAAACAGCUUAGUCCUAGCUCAUUUUUCAAAUAGAUGGAGGGGUGACAACUACACAUAAAUUGUUAUCAUUUUAAUACACACUAGUCAUUGCCUAAUCUGAGUUUGUAAAAAAAAAAAAAAAAUUGUGUGUGAUGUCUUUAAAGUCCUGUAUGUCACUUUAAGCUGUUGCAGAAAUGUGCGUGAGGUGUAGGCGCCACUGUAGACCAGUAGGACAGUAUGAGGACAAGUAAAUACACACCAAUCCAAAUCAUUUCACUGGCGCUGUAUGUACAAGAGGUGGUCAGCCACCUUAAGAUCAGGGGUCUAUAAUGACGGGUUUCCAAAUACAAUGAUCAAUGUUGUUUUGAUAAAUAAGUGGUUUAAUUUGUCAAGUGGAUGUCUAAGGCUAUAUGGCAUUAACAAAAAUAAGCAGUACAUUUAAUAAAUAUAUAACAGCAAUUUGUAUGGUAUUUUUUUUCGAGACCAGUUUUUUUGGUUGCUUAUCUGAUCAAGUUCAGAAAUGUUAUUACUAUUUUUAGAUCAGUGUUACUGAAACCUUUACUGUCAAUAUUUCUUACCAAAACAAAUUAAGAGCUUUGAAUAAAAGGGGACUUGGGAAUCAAAGACAAAAUUAAACAAAAUUAUUUGUGCAUGUAAUUUUAUUGUUUUUUUCUUCUUCAAAAAACAAAACAAAGUCAGAAUUGUCCAGAUCUUGCAGUUGCUUAUUUCAAAAGAAAAGAAAAAAACUAACAUGCUUUCACUGUCAAUAUGCAAAAACAUGAACCAGUGUUUCAGUAAAACCAUCCUUCAACGAUUAAACAGAGCAACACAAGUAUGCUCAUAAAUGAAUUCCUGAAAAAGUGCUACUUACUGUGGUUUUACUUCAGGCUUUCAUUUGUGUGACGUUUGAAAAUGAGGUGAUUUGUAGUAGCUAGCUUCUUAAUCCGCAUGCACUGCUCCACAACUCAAGGUACAUUGCAGAUAAAUGUUGCUUUAGCAUUACAACGUUAAGGCAUCGCUUCAACAUCUCUUAAAACAAACACAUAAGAUAACAUGGGGCAAUUACAAAUGUAAAUCUUAAAACGGUUUCCUGUAAACUCAGAUAUAAAAUUAACAGUGCAACAUCUUAUAGAUGUCAAAGCCAUGUGGUGUCAAA